AUGCCAGAACCACAAAGAAAGAAGAUGAAGAAGUCAAAAGACGAGAAAAAGCUGAUUGUUAUACUUGAAGAUUGUCCGUUGGAAACAGCACAAGUAAGGUAUUUGUUUGUUUGUGAAUUCUUAGUUUAGGUUGGAAAAGAGUAUCAGUUACUGAGAAGUGACAAACAUGUUAACUUCAUAAUGAAACACGGGAAAGAUCCAGCUGAUUAUCGUCCAGAUAUUCUGCACCAGGUAUGUUUUGAAGUUUAGAGGUCGGUUAUGUUAGAGUAGACGAAAACUCGAUGGUUUGUAUAAAGAAGGGACUUUGAUACCUCUUUUAAAGUACUAUACGUUUUUAUAAAUAUUAUUUUAGUGUUUACUUAUGCUACUGGACAGUCCAUUGAACAGAACUGGCCUGCUUCAAAUCUACUUCAGAACCAAAAAGAAUGUCCUCGUUGAAGUCUCACCACAAUGUCGGCUACCGAGAACUUUCGAUCGUUUUGCCGGAUUGAUGGGUAAGUAAAAAAUUACUACGAAAACAGAAGCUUUAACAAUCCUUAACUGAUUUCUCAGAUUUUAAAAAUUUAAAAUUUUAGUGCAACUACUCCACAAGAUGCAGAUUCGAGCUGAAGAGAAUUCCACAAAGCUCUUGAGUGUGAUAAAGAAUCCGGUCACUGAUCACUUGCCGGUUGGAAUUCGCAAAUACCUUACAACUUUCAAUACUGAAUUCUUCCGAACACCAAGGGACUUUGCUAGAGAAAUUACGACAGAAAAGCCAAAAGAUCCGAUUUGUGUUGUUAUUGGUGGAAUCGCCAGAGGAUCCGUUAAAACUGAUUACACUGAACAAGAUCUUAAACUUUCGAACUUUCCUUUGAGUGCUGCUCUGACCUGUGCCAAGUUAACAACGGCUUUCGAAGAAAUAUGGAAUGUUGAAGAAGGAGUUUAA
Messenger RNA from Bursaphelenchus okinawaensis, 925 nucleotides. Lineage: Eukaryota; Metazoa; Nematoda; Chromadorea; Rhabditida; Aphelenchoididae. The record is from the annotation of a GenBank genome assembly.